Molecule: messenger RNA, 1027 nt
Organism: Camponotus floridanus (Florida carpenter ant)
Lineage: Eukaryota; Metazoa; Arthropoda; Insecta; Hymenoptera; Formicidae
Product: odorant receptor 4-like
Exons: 6
Coding region: 38-919 (293 amino acids)
Biological process (GO): sensory perception of smell; detection of chemical stimulus involved in sensory perception of smell
Cellular component (GO): plasma membrane
Molecular function (GO): odorant binding; olfactory receptor activity
Source: RefSeq, a predicted model, not a curated record
UUGGGUGAAUCAACGAAUAUUCGACGAAAUUGUAACAAUGAUGGCAGAAGAUUGGAAUGAUUGCACUAAAGGUGAUAUUGAAAUGCACGAGACAGUAAACAAGGCGAAGAUGUCGAAUCGUAUCACCAACGCAAUCAUAACGCUUCAUACAGUUGGCCCGAUCAUAUAUAGCUUGAGCAUUAUUCUACGAGUAGCUAGCGUUGACAUCACCGAUCAUACGGUUGAAUUACCCCACAUUUACAAAAUGGAAAUUCCUUUCAACAUAAAUACGCAAUCCACGUAUAAAAUAGUGUUAAUCGUGGAAUUGAUACAUCUCGUCAUGUGUAGUUGGGCUUUGGGUAUAUUAAACGCUCUACUGCUAAUCUUGAUUUUACACGCAGGUGGUCAAUUAAAUAUUCUGCAUUAUUGGUUAGCAAAGUUAAUAUUGAAAGAGAAUAAACGUAAAUCUAUCGCCAUUAUAAUAAAAAAAAUUAUUCGGAAACAUCAGAAAAUUAUUUACUUUGCAAAAAAUGUUGAGAAUUUGUACACAUUUAUUGCGUUUAUGCAAUUUGUAUCAAACAUCAUAAUGAUUUGCAUAAUAGGAUUUUUAAUCGUAAUAGCACUCGGUAAUUCUAACGCUACGGAAAAGAUAGUAAGAAUGAUUCCGUAUUAUAGCGUAACGAAUCUUGAAGCGUUUAUGUUCUGCUAUGCUGGGGAAUAUCUGAUUAACAAGAGCAAAGCAAUAGGAUUAGUUGCGUACAAUAUCGCCUGGUACGAAUUGGAGCCAAAAUAUAGUCGUAGUCUGUUAUUCGUAAUGUUAAGAGCGCAGAAACAUUUGACGCUUACAGUUGGAAAAAUAACAAAUCUCUCGUUACAAUGCUUCGCAGGCAUAAUGAAUUCUGCAGGCUCAUAUUUAUCAGUGUUAUUGGCAAUGCAAUAAAUGCCAUAUUCAUCUCAGAAAUUUUUAACAUGCUUAUAUGUGUGUGUAUAUAUAUAUCCAAUAAAUCGUUAGAAAUAUAGAUGCGCACAUAUGCUCCAAGAAAGUAUA